AUAAUCAUUAUCCAAGGGUGCCUCAUCUACAUCUUGUUGGCUUCUCAAAUUAGGUUCAAAAACUGGUCCAGUGUAACAUCCACCUUUGCAAUGGAGGCUCAAUACCUGAAUUACUCCAGCCAAGGCAUAAUGCCCGACUAUCAUAAUUGGCAACUUUCUUUUGGAAGAAAAUUUCGCUCCUUAAAACUGUGGUUCGUUAUAAGGAAAUUUGGUAUCACCGGUCUUCAAAAGUAUAUUCGUCAGGUAAUAAUUGGGUUUCAUAACUUUGCAUUUAUUAUGCAAGAGAGAAAGUGUAAAUUAAGGCUUCCAACGCUGUUUUUCUGCAACCAUUUUGUGAUAACUUCCGAAAGUAGAAUCUAA
Molecule: messenger RNA, 360 nt
Organism: Rodentolepis nana
Lineage: Eukaryota; Metazoa; Platyhelminthes; Cestoda; Cyclophyllidea; Hymenolepididae
Source: the annotation of a GenBank genome assembly